Didymella exigua CBS 183.55 is the source of this 2672-nucleotide messenger RNA. RefSeq names its product FAD binding domain-containing protein. Lineage: Eukaryota; Fungi; Ascomycota; Dothideomycetes; Pleosporales; Didymellaceae. The record is from RefSeq and is a predicted model, not a curated record. The transcript has 2 exons. Gene Ontology annotation, molecular function: lyase activity; FAD binding; monooxygenase activity. The coding region runs from base 309 to 2480 and encodes 723 amino acids.
ACGCAGUAUAGCACACAUGCCAUCCAUCGUAUCGCGCAACCGUUCGUCUGAGAUGCAAAUGCCCGUGCAAUGCGGCGGGUGGCAAUUACGGACACCGGCGGCGCGCACCCCAGCGUUCGGCUUGGCCCACGACGCAUGUCCUCCACAUUCCGCGUCGUGAUGACACUUGACCGCGAUCUGACGGUCACCGAUCAAAUGAAGCGGGAAAAGGCAAUAUCGGACGGUCGAUCUGGGUUGCGUGUUCUUUGUCUGCCACCAAGACCUUUCUUUCUUACGUCCUCGACAACGUCUUCGACACAUCAUCCACCAUGGACUUCACACAGAGCCCAACAAACAGCGUCAGCGGCACAUCGCACGGCGAGACAAGACCACUGAAUAUCACUAUCGUCGGCGCUGGUAUUGGCGGUCUCUCUGCUGCCAUCUUCCUGCGCCAGCAAGGACACACUGUCACUUUACUCGAGCAGUCGCGGUUCGCCAACGAGCUUGGUGCAGCCGUGCAUCUCGCACCCAAUGCCAAUGGACUUUUGCGUCGCAUUGGGCUCUUCCCGGAGAAGCUCGGUGCAGUCGAGUGUAAGAAAUUGACCCAGAUGAUGCCCAACGGCAAGGAACUCUUCAGCGUACCGCUCUGGCGUGAAGCUCACCGCUGGCAACACCCCUGGCAGCUUGCUCACCGUGUGGGCUUGCAUUCGGAGCUCAAAAGGCUGGCGACUACCGAAGACGGCCCUGGAAAGCCUGCAAUCCUGAAGACUCGCUCGAGAGUCGUAAACGUCAACACCGCGGAUGGUACUGUCACGCUAGAAAAUGGCGAGGUGGUGCAGGGCGAUGUCGUCGUCGGCGCUGAUGGUGUGCACUCGAAGACGCGGCCCAAAAUCCCUGGUGCUGAGAACAUUAAGACUUUUGGAAGCGGAAAGAGCGCUUUCCGUUUCCUCAUCCCAAGGGCGAGAGCGCUGAACGACCCAGAGACGAAGAAGUUCGCCGAGCACGAGGGUCACCUUAUUAUGAUCUUCGGUCGCGAUCGCCGUGUGGUUGUGUAUCCGACGUCAGACAACACGCUCUUGAACUUUGUCAACAUCCACCCCACAGCCGAGUCUCAGGUCGACCAGGACGAGCCGGGAAGCAGCGACUGGCAGAGUCAGGGAAAUAUCGACAAGAUGCUGGAGGUCUUCAAGGACUUCGAGCCGGCUGUGCUCAAGUUGCUCAGCAUGGCGGACGAAGAGACGCUGAAGGUGUGGGAGUUGCUUGACAUGGAGCAGAUGCCUACCUGGACGCACGAGAAGUUGGUGCUCAUCGGCGAUGCUGCGCAUCCCUUCACGCCUCACCAAGGACAGGGUGCUGCUCAGGCCAUCGAAGAUGCAGCAUCGCUCGCAGUCAUGUUGCAGAAGGGUACGCCACUCAGCGCUAUCCCCGAGCGUCUGAGGCUAUACCAGAAGUGCCGCUUUGAGCGUGCUUCACACAUUCAAGAAAUCUCGCGCAUCGCUGGCAUGGACCUGGGCUCCGGUCCACCGCUGGAUUCGUCCCGCUUCACCGCCUACAACUUUGGCCAUGACGAGUGGGACUACUCGAGCCAGGUGCUGCGGAAGCAUGAGUGGGAGAACAAUAACGGACUGUUCUGGAGGAUGCCGACUUCCUUCGGCCCCAUGCCUGGUCCACGACAGGACUUCAAUGGUCGCCCACGCGAUGGAAGCAAAGCUACCUUCAGGACAGCAAGCGUCAAGUUCAAGUCGAGCAGAACAGUGUUGCAAAAUCUGUUCCCUACCGAGAAGCUCAAGUUUGCAUCACAAGACACAGUCGUCUAUGCCAGCUUCUCGGCAACACAGCUCGACAACCUCGAGUGGCUAGGCGGACGAGGCUAUUCGCACUUCGGCCUCUACAUCCACGGCGUGCAGUAUACCAAAGACAACGGCGAAACAACAACAGGCACCUAUCUCCCCAUCCUCUUCGAGAACCUCGCAGACCCCAUUCUCAGCGGGCGGGAAGAGCUCGGCUUCCCAAAGCUGUUCGCCGACCUCACCAUAGAGCACGACGAAGCCAACAAUUGGUCGCUGAGCGCCAGCUGGAUGGGUUCUAGGUUCGCCAGCCUGACUCUUUCCGACCCCUCUGAGCCUCUCGACAACGGCGCCGCCGGUGCCACGCCCGCGCCCGCGCAAGCCCCAGCGCCAGCCGAAGAAGGUCUGUUCUUCCACAAGCAUAUCCCCGCCACAGGCAGCAUUGGCAGCAAAGAGCGCGGCCAGGCGGACGUAUCGUACACUGCGUUCCUGCCCAACGAUCUAGACGCAAAGACCGUCGAGAGGAAGGUGGCGAAGACGCUCAACGCAAAGGACGCGCACAUCUUGUUCGAUGCGUUGGACUGGAAGGCGCUGCCUACGCUGCACCAUGUUAUUGCGCGAUUACAGGAGGUACCGGUGUACGAGGUUGUUGAGGCGAGGAUUGUAGAGGGGACGGGAGUGAGCGAUGUCAGUGCGGUACAGAGAGUGGAAUAGUGCAUGUGUAGUGCGGCGAAUUGAAUUGACUCCUUGUGUCGACCAUAUUGUUUUGAUGUCUUGUUGACCUCUACAUCGAAUGCGGUCCGCACGAUGCAAGGAAUCUUGCCGAAACGCUCGACAGGCCACACGCGUCCCAAAUCUCAGUCACUGUGAAGUGGAGCGGCGGAAGACUCUAUGCAUCAACGAUUG